AUGCAGGCCGUCGUCCAGCGACAGCCGUUAACGCGAUUUCUUGCCACUGGAGCACCCAUCGCCGAAGAGAGCAUUGACACGCCCAUCGACCAGAUUCCCUCUGCAGAAGCUCGCGAAAGAGUGUCAACUACUAGAAACGCCCUCCCCAAUUCCCAACAAGGUUUCAUUUUCAAGAAGUCUCAAGAAAACUUCGAACGCAUCACCCUACGUCGCCUCAUCCAGAUUCGCGAUGGCAACCCGGAGACGGUGCAGUUAUGGCUGGCUUUUCUCCAAAAACACGCAUACUAUGGCAUUGGUAUGAAGGCCAACAUCUGGGACUUUGGCAAGCUAGGUAGGAUCUCGCGUGAGACGUCUACUUGCGCAAAUGUUGACGUUCUUCAACCAGGUGAAGGAAAGUCGAUGGAUGCCAUCUCCGAACACGCACUUGGGGCUAUCGAACCGAAGUGGGAACAACUGAGCCAGCUCAGAAGUCUGGACACGGUCGAGAAAGUUGAGGAGUUCCUGGCCACCUCGCGGUUUAAUACCGAUAGUGGUAAGCGGGCGGAAGGACAGCGCCGCUUCGUAAAGGAACAGUUUAAAAGAGAAAAGAUGAUGAAGAGAAAAGAGGCUGAGUGA
Messenger RNA from Colletotrichum chrysophilum, 615 nucleotides. RefSeq lists its product as uncharacterized. Bases 1 to 615 code for a protein of 204 amino acids. The transcript is spliced from 2 exons. The record is from RefSeq and is a predicted model, not a curated record. Lineage: Eukaryota; Fungi; Ascomycota; Sordariomycetes; Glomerellales; Glomerellaceae.